Messenger RNA from Saprolegnia diclina VS20, 1527 nucleotides. RefSeq lists its product as hypothetical. The record is from RefSeq and is a predicted model, not a curated record. Lineage: Eukaryota; Oomycota; Saprolegniomycetes; Saprolegniales; Saprolegniaceae. The transcript is spliced from 8 exons. Bases 1 to 1527 code for a protein of 508 amino acids. Gene Ontology annotation, molecular function: oxidoreductase activity, acting on paired donors, with incorporation or reduction of molecular oxygen; iron ion binding; heme binding.
AUGGAUCUCGCGCUCGUCUGUGGCCUCUUGGCUCUUGGGCUCGGCCUCGCCUUUCUCUACUUCUUCGUUCUCGCGCCGGCAUGGAGCCCGCUUCGGGCGAUCCCGGGUCCUGCCGCCAGCCACAUCAUCUUCGGCAACCUCAAGGAAAUCAUCGAUACCAAGUGGGCCAACGGCCAUUACCCCGAGCCAGGCCUCAAGUGGACGCUGCAGUACGGCGGUGCGGUGCACUACCGCGCAUUUCUUUCGCAUCGGAUUCUCCUCACAGACCCCGAAGCCCUCAAGCACGUGUUUCUUACCCACGGUGACACGUACCCGCGGGACCCGACGGCGCGGCGCUUCCUCAGCAACCUCACGGGCGGCGACGGGCUCUUGAGCUCCGAAGGCGACGUGCACACGGGCAUGCGCAAGCUCUUGAUGCCGCAUUUCGGUUACGCCAAGGUCAAGACCUUUGUCGACGUCUUCCAGCACCACACGGCGCACCUCAUGCGUCACCUUGACACGGUGGUUGCGUCUGGCGCGUCCGUCGACAUGCACGACCUCUUUACCAAGCUGACACUGGACGUGAUUGGCGUCUCGGCGUUUGGCUACAAUUUCGAGUCGCUCGCCGGCAGCAACUCGACGACACUCGAAGCUUACCACAUGAUGAACAACACGCCGAGCUUGGCGUACUUUGUUGGGUCGCUCAUCCUCCCGGGCUUCAAGCACUACCCGCUGCCACGCCUGGUCAAGAUGAAGCGCGCCAAAGCCAUCCUCUUCAAGGUCGUCGACGACGUCAUUGCUAAGAAGCUCGCCCAUCCGAGGGAUAUUGCGACCGACCUUUUGGACCUCAUGCUAGAUGAGAGCACGCAGACCGAUCACAAGGUCUCGGCCGCAGAAGCCCGUGUCCACGUCCUCACCUUCCUCCUUGCCGGACACGAGACGACGAGCACGACGCUCGCUUGGGUGUUUACGCUUCUAGCGCAGCACCCCGAGGCCGAGGCCAAGGCGCGUGCCGAAGCCCGCGCGGUGCAGAAGGCUUACGGGUCCAUCUCGUACGCAGCGCUCGGGGACCUCAAGUACAUCAGCGCCGUCAUCCACGAGACGCUUCGCAUCUUUCCGACGAUCACGACGCUCGCGAGUCGCAUUGCCGACGCGGACGACCAUAUUCCGCUCGAGUCGGGCAAACCCAUUUUUGUGCCCAAGGGCACGACCAUUGUGGCCAACACGGGCGUCAUGCACCGCAACCCGCUGUACUGGAGCCGUCCGACCGAGUUUUUGCCCGACCGGUUUCUCGACGACUCGGACGUCUAUCUUGCGGACAAGGGACUGCGCGGCGGUCGCGGCAACACGUUCUUCUACAUGCCGUUCAGCGCCGGCGCCAAGAACUGCAUUGGCAUGCGCUUUGCCACCGCCGAGCUCCAAGUCGUUGUUGCGACGCUCCUCACCCAGUUUUCCUUUGCGUUGGCUCCGGAGGCCAACACCAACCCCAAGCUCUCGGGCGUCUCGCUCAAGCCCGUGCAGCUCACGAUGCAUGUCAACCACGCCUGA